AUGUCGACCGAACAAACAGUUGCGAAGAAACGAGGUCGUCCCCGGAAGAACCCCCUCCCAGAGACCGCCGCCCCAUCCUCGCCUGCUCCCGCCAAAACCACGACUGAACGCAAAACCGCCCCGAAGACAUCCCCAACAGAGCCCGCCAAACCACGAACAAGGAAAUCGAAGACUCCAGCCCCAGAAACACCCCCACCCCAGGUCGCCAUGCCCCCAACCCGAAUCCAGCCCACGGCUGCCGCCCCGGCGCCAUCUCCAAUUCCAGAAUCCAUUGAGCCGUCAAAUCAGGCCACCAGCGUCCCCCCUCCUUCACCCCGCCCAACCACCUCGCCAACACCACAGCACCGCCCCUCCGCAAUCCUCACCGCUGUCCGCCAACUCUCCACCAAAGCCUCUCCAGCCCCGAAACCCGCUCCCUCCACUAAGCCCGUCUCCCACCCGCGCACUCCCUCCAAAACCUCAACUCCCAAGCCCCCGGCCAAAACGGUCGCCAAAACGCCGCCUCCUAAGCCCGCGCCGCCCACGAAGCCGCCGGCGCCGAAGAUACCGCUGGGUGCGCUGAAUGCGCAGAUUGUGGAUAAUAUCAGUAAGCCGGCGGGGGCGCGGCCGUCGGCAGGAGGGCAGCAGCAGUUGCCCAAGGGGUAUAAGCCUGUGGCGAGGAAGGUGACGAUGGUUAUUGUGGCGUUGCCGAUUGCGAUUGUCACGAGCUAUGUGCUAUGGCAGCGAUUGGUUAUGGGCGAGGAGCAAAAGGUCCUUGUGAGGGCGCCACCGACACCGGUGGUGGAUGUGGAUACCAAAGAAGAGGGGUCGGAGUCAAAAUAA
This is a messenger RNA of Pseudogymnoascus destructans, 822 nucleotides long. RefSeq lists its product as uncharacterized. The transcript is spliced from 2 exons. The record is from RefSeq and is a predicted model, not a curated record. Lineage: Eukaryota; Fungi; Ascomycota; Leotiomycetes; Thelebolales; Thelebolaceae. Bases 1 to 822 code for a protein of 273 amino acids.